UGGGGGCUGGGUCUCUUGGAGUUGCGUGAGACUUGGAGACCGGACAGUGAGGCUGUCGGGCCCCUUGGACAGAGACGAAGGACUGGGGCGGGGCAGGGGGUUCCAAGCUCCCUAGAGACGGUCAUCUAUCUGCCUCUGCCCGGGCCUAGCCUUCCUUCAUUCUACAGCUGCCACGACAGCCUGGAGGCGCCUGCCUCCGCACUCCCGAAUGGUGCUCCUCCUUGUAGACCUCGGCCCGAGAUCCAGACCCCCUUUGCCCUCUGCGGUGGAGCCUUUGCUCCGGAUCUCCCCCGGUGGACUCCCCAUCACGGCAAGGGAAGGACUUUUGCCCAGACUACUCCAUCUCUCUAGGAUCUCCACUGACAGUUUGAAUCUCAGCCUCUACGUGUGAGGCCCACCCGCGUUUUCUGACUUAACAAGCGACACCUCCCUUGCUGCCCAGAGCCCAAGAAGCCCCACACUGGGGCCCUCGUCCCAGCAUGCCAGUCCUUUCUUGUGCAUAGGGCUCUGCCCUCUCCCUGUCAACAUGGCUGAGUGUAGGCAGGUUCCAGGUCGACGGGCGACUCCUCAGGGGGAGCUAAGGCCUGAGGUGGUUGAGGAUGAAGUCCCUAGAAAUCCAGUUGCGGAGGAACCUGGAGGAGGCGGAAGCACCAGCAGUGAGACCAAAUUGUCCCCAAGAGAGGAGGAAGAACUGGAUCCUAGAAUACAGGAGGAGCUGGAGCAUCUGAACCAGGCCAGCGAGGAGAUCAACCAGGUGGAACUGCAGCUGGAUGAGGCCCGGACCACCUAUCGAAGGAUACUGCAGGAGUCGGCCAGGAAGCUCAACACGCAGGGCUCCCACCUGGGGAGCUGUAUUGAGAAGGCCCGACCUUACUAUGAGGCUCGAAGGCUGGCUAAGGAGGCCCAGCAGGAGACCCAGAAGGCUGCACUACGGUACGAGCGGGCCGUGAGCAUGCACAACGCUGCACGGGAGAUGGUGUUUGUGGCCGAGCAAGGCGUCAUGGCUGACAAAAAUCGGCUGGACCCCACGUGGCAGGAGAUGCUCAAUCACGCCACCUGCAAGGUGAACGAGGCGGAGGAGGAGCGGCUGCGUGGCGAGCGGGAGCACCAGCGGGUGACGCGGCUGUGUCAACAGGCUGAGGCUCGGGUCCAGGCCCUGCAGAAGACCCUCCGGCGGGCCAUCGGCAAGAGUCGCCCCUACUUUGAGCUCAAGGCCCAGUUCAGUCAGAUCCUGGAGGAACACAAGGCCAAGGUGACAGAGCUGGAGCAGCAGGUGGCCCAGGCCAAGACCCGAUACUCAGUUGCCCUGCGGAACCUGGAACAGAUCAGCGAGCAGAUUCAUGCCCGGCGCAGGGGUCUGCCCCCUCACCCCCCAGGGCCACGUCGAUCCUCCCCCGUGGGUGCCGAGGCUGGACCUGAGGCCGAAGAUGGGGACAGCGGAAUUGAGGGGGCUGAGGGUGGAGUGUUGGAGGAGGGGGGCAGCUUGGGGCCUGGCCCUGCCCCUGACACAGACACCCUGAGCCUGCUGAGCCUGCGCACCGUGGCCUCAGACCUGCAGAAGUGUGACUCGGUGGAGCACCUACGGGGCCUCUCGGACCACGCCAGCCUGGAUGACCAGGAGCUGGGACCCAGGAGUGGCGGGCGCCGGGGGAGUGACAGCGGGGCCCGAGGGGGCCGCCACCAACGCAGCGUCAGCCUAUAGUUGGCAUCUUCAGUGCACAGUCCUACUGGGGUGGAGGGCCCCUCGGCCCGCCCUCCUCCCAGGCCACCUUCUCCAGUGCUUCGCCUUGAGAGGCUGGCUCUGUGGAGCGCUGGCUCGCCCUGGCUGCCUCACAGCCCCUCUCCAGGUGGCACCUCUCACCUUGCCUUACCUCCAGAAGUCUCACUUUCCACCGGCGCUCUCUGCUGCUGGUCCCUCUCCGCCUGUGACCUUGCACUCUCUUCUUUCUGUCUGUCCCUUCUCUCCACCCCUGUGACUUUCCCCCUGCUGGGCACAGGGAAGCCCCUCCGAGAAGCAGGUGGAAUGGGCUGCAGUCUUGCUCUCCCGGCCCGCAGCCUGAGUUGACCGAGAAGCGUCCCUCACUCGGUCUCAUUCUGAUGACACUACUGUCCUCUUGGAAGCCCCGUGCCCCAGACUGCCCAGUGUAAGCCUGUCAGACAGACUGCUCCUCCUCUGAAGCCACAGUCCCUUCCUUUCAGUGCUUGCCCCUCAUAAUGGCAUGGCUCUAGUAGAUGUGCCCCCAAGCCACUCUCACAGGGUGACUGUCAGGGAGGAGGAGACCCUACCCCAUUAUUGUAGGGAACACUAACUCCAAGCUGGCUCUCUGCUCUUGGUGUUUCCCCAGCCAGGCUGGGUCCCUGCAGAGUGCAAAGGUGCUAUUGGAUCUCUCAGAUCCAUGUUGGGGAGAGGGUGUGAAGUCCUGAUAAUGGAGGCCCCCACCCUUCCCAGUCCUGGCCUCCCUGCUGGGGAGUCAGGUUUGCGUCUUCUGGGUCAAGGCUGCUGAAAUGAGUGUCAGCACCCUCCAGCUUGCGGGCAGGGCAGGGAGGAGAGGUGGGUAGGGAAUCUGGUGCUUCAUUGCUCUCCCCCAAACCAAUCAGCUCCUACCCCAGGCUUCCUUGGGGAGUGUCUGAGCAUUGCUGCCCAGCCUCCUACCUCCUGGGAUGCAGGGAGGAGUUUGCAGGGAGAUGCCUUGUGCUGCUCUCAGGCUCUCAGAGGAAGAAGCCAUGCCAGGAUGAGGGUGCUUGGGGAGGUCCUGGCGACCCAGGAGCGUGGUCUGCAAGCCCUGUGAAGGACAGCCUCUGUGUCGGCCUGCCCUGUUCCUCAUGGAGGGCACCGCCUGCCUUAGUGUGUCCCGCCCUCUGGAUGAGAGAGAGGUCAUAAUGAGAACCCCAGGUUUGAGGUGACCAUUGAGUGGAGGGGAAGGGGAACAAGGACCAUGGUGUGCGUGUGUGCAUGCGUGGAUGGGUGUGUGGGGGGAGAGGCUGCUGCUGGUUUUAUUUAAAUAAAAUAGUUUAUGUAACAGUCAUGUUUACCGUCCUUGUCAGAGGUGAGGAUGAGGCAGUCUGGGAAGGCCUUUCCAGAUUCAUCAUCUGAUCCCAGAGCUGAAGGACAAGUGGAAGUUACCAGAGUAGGGCAAGAAGGGAGGUUCCACGUGGAGGGGUGAGUGGGUGCACAUGGAGAGUGGCCGGGCAGCCCCAGGCUGAGUGUGGAGACAUGCUGGGUGCGCUAAAGGGUGCUGCAUGUGGGACAGUGAGGAGGAGGCUGCAGGGGACAAUGGGGUACUGCACUGCAGGUUAGGUUUCCAUGGCCCCUCUGAUUUCAACAAGGGCCAGGUGGGUAGGGGCAAAGUGGAACCUCUGGGAGAUUGGGCUUUUCUGUAAUGGCCCAACUUUGUCGGCAGGGGGCAGCAGGCGCCUGCAUAGCAGAAAUUGCUCUGCUGGGCUGUCUUAUCCAGGGGUGGGAGGGAAGCUAAGGAAACAGCUUCCAGGGGUGAACUGAAUUCACGGCCACUGGACUGACUCACAGUGACCCUAUGGGCAGUGUCGAACUGCCCCUGUGAGUGUCUAGGCUGUAGCUUUUGGGGAGUAGAAAGUCUUUUCUCCUGGAGGGUGGCGGGCUUGACCUCCCAGAUAGCAGCCCAUCACCUAACUGCACCAGCAGAAUCGUGGUUGUCUGUGCUAUAAGACUUGGUUUCAUUCUGGGAAGGAAGUGAUAGAAAGCCUCCCCAUUGCCUAAGCCUUUCAGCACUCAGGCCUCCCUGUGUAGCUUCUCUGCUUCCUUGCUUCACUGUUGUGAAAUCUCCGAGUACCUGGGUAAAGUGACAUAUGUAUGUUCUCCGUGGAAUAAGUUUCAAUUUGUUAAAUUUUUGCCUGUGGUUUA
Messenger RNA from Echinops telfairi (small Madagascar hedgehog), 3880 nucleotides. RefSeq names its product SH3 binding domain protein 5 like (gene SH3BP5L). Gene Ontology annotation, biological process: intracellular signal transduction; negative regulation of protein tyrosine kinase activity. Gene Ontology annotation, cellular component: cytoplasm. Gene Ontology annotation, molecular function: protein kinase inhibitor activity. NCBI's taxonomy places the organism in Eukaryota, Metazoa, Chordata, Mammalia, Afrosoricida, Tenrecidae. The record is from RefSeq and is a predicted model, not a curated record. The transcript has 7 exons. Bases 527 to 1702 code for a protein of 391 amino acids.